AUGGGACAGAUAGCACAACAGUUAGCAUCCAACUCUCAAGCCCCUGGAACCCUACCUAGUGGUACGGUAACAAAUCCACGGGAACAUAACACUUCUAACGCUGUCACAACCCGAAGUGGAAAGUCAACCGAGGUUAAUGAUAUCGAAAAAGAUGGAUUAAUAGAGGUGGAUUUAGAAAUCAAGGAAACAAAAGUCCAAGAUGAAGAAGCAAUACCACCUCCUGUCCAGGAUAAGGAAAAGGUUCCAAAACCCAUAAUCAAACUUCCUUACCCUCCACGACAGAAGAAGAAGAGUCAACAUGAAAAGAAUUUCGAAAAAUUUCUGGAAAUGUUCAAGAAACUCGAAAUCAAUAUCCCUUUUUCGGAAGCAUUGGAACAAAUGCCAAUAUAUGCCAAGUUCAUGAAAGACAUAAUUUUCAAGAAGCGUUCCACUGAUACUGAACCGAUCAUCCUGAUUGAAACAUGCAGUGCCGUUCUCCAAGGAGCAAGUGUAAGUUUGAUGCCACUAUCCAUCUAUAAGAAGUUGGGCAUCGGUUAUAUGCAAGAUACUCGAAUGACCCUUCAGUUUGCGGAUCGAUCAGUCCGGCGGCCCUAUGGUAUUGUGGAAGAUGUUCUUGUGAAAAUUAACAAGUUUGUAUUUCCCGUCGACUUCAUCAUUUUAGAGAUGCCGAAGGAUGAAGAGAUCCCUCUCAUAUUGGGAAGACCCUUUUUGGAAACAGGAAGAUGUAUAAUAGAUAUUGAGGAAGGAACUAUGACCCUUAAGGUCUAUGAUGAAGAAUUAAAGAUAGAUGUGAGAAAUACUAUGCAAUACAAAGAUGAUGUCGGCUCAAGCAACACUAUAGAAAUAAUCGACCAAGUAAUUGCUCAAGAAAAUGACCAGCAUAGACCCCGAUCACCUCUAAACCGGGUCUUGAGCUUGUCCAUUUUUGAAAGUAAUCAAGAUGAAGAAGAAUAUGAGGUGCUUGCUCUUAUGGAAAAACAACCUGAAUGGAUUAGAUCUAGACCACACCAAUGGGAAGAUCUAAGGCCACCACCAUCCGAUGUCACUGAAGAACCCAAAAAGGGGGUGAAUCAGAAGCAGUUGCCAACAAAUCUGAAGUAUGUAUUUCUAGACACUGAAGAAAAAUGCCUAGCCAUCAUUAAUGCUAGUCUACAAAGCGUCCAAGAGGCAGAACUCAUUCAAGUGCUAAAAAAAUACAAGGGUGCAAUCGGAUGGACAAUUGAAGACUUAAAAGGUAUAAGCCCUACUAAAGAUGCCAGCAAAUAA
Molecule: messenger RNA, 1266 nt
Organism: Lathyrus oleraceus (garden pea)
Lineage: Eukaryota; Viridiplantae; Streptophyta; Magnoliopsida; Fabales; Fabaceae
Exons: 3
Coding region: 1-1266 (421 amino acids)
Source: RefSeq, a predicted model, not a curated record